Saccostrea cuccullata (small rock oyster) is the source of this 885-nucleotide messenger RNA. RefSeq lists its product as uncharacterized. The coding region runs from base 8 to 748 and encodes 246 amino acids. The transcript is spliced from 3 exons. The record is from RefSeq and is a predicted model, not a curated record. NCBI's taxonomy places the organism in Eukaryota, Metazoa, Mollusca, Bivalvia, Ostreida, Ostreidae.
ACAAGCAAUGGCGAGGAACAGUUGUAAGAGACUGCCUAUCAGACUGUGUGUUAUUUUAUCACUAUGUACAGCUUUAUUGAGAGUGACUGGGGCUAAGACAUUCUACAGAGGGUUAUAUGCCAGAGAGGUGGAUACUCUCAGGGACACAGGGAUUUUCUAUGAUGUCAUUGGAGAACACAGCAAUGUACCAUCCGUGUCCUCUUGUUUACUUAUUUGUCUCAGAACCAAGACUUGUCUGUCCUUCCAUUACAACAAGAUAGAGGGGCACUGCAGGCUAUAUAGUAACAUUUUCUUCAGUUCUGACAUUAGUCAGAAAGGAAACCGGUACUUCCUAGCUCUGAAAGCAGACUGUCAAGAGAAUGCUUACAUCUAUGAGAAAUCUCUGGGCCUUUGCUGGAAACCAUAUUCUGAAAAGUUAAACUACACGGAGGCUGUAGAUGCCUGUCUAAACGACCGCGGUCAGCUGCUGAGAAUACCCUCCUAUCAAACGUGGCAGUACCUCAAAGAAGAGCUAGCUGAACAUCCGAUGAGUCUCUUCUGGAUAGGGAGUUCUACAAAUGGAACUCACUUGAUCAAUGAUGACGACACGGUGGCUGAUCUAGUUCCGAUCGUUACAGAAGAGUUAGAAGAACUGGAUCCUAACGGUCGGGUUAUCAUUGCCAGGGACCAGGAAUUCCUGGGGAUUGUUGUCUCAUCUUCCUCCAGAAACGGCUUUUUAUGUCAAGUGGCCACUAGAACAGAGACCUGAGGUGUGCGCGGUGUUAGAUUUACAUUAUGUUGUAAAAUAAACAGUACACUUUAAUAUAUGGAAAGAUCUAUCAGCCGUUGUCCACGAAACACUGGUUUUGACCUAGGCGUAUUUUUUCUAAAUAAAUUAAGUUUAAU